AUGGCUAAUUCAUUUGGAAGUUUAUCGUCGUCAUCAAACGAUUAUCGGACCCUGAAAUGGCUGUUAACCAUUGUCAGUGUAACGACGACGGUUGUUGCAUUCAUAAUCGUCAUCAGUUUCCGAUCAAACGAGUGGUUUAUGUAUGAAUCUAUAAAUAACGAUAGUCGAACGUAUGGACGAACAGUCGAACGUGGCAGUAUUGGCUUGUGGUAUUUGUGUAGUGGCCAUGUUUAUGCACCUGUCGAUUGUGACGCAUGGACAAAAGCUACUCGACCAGCCAAUUUCAAUGUUGUACUCAUGCUUUUUGCCUGUACAUUAUUAAUAACCAAUUUAACCGUGUUUCCGUCAUAUGCCACAGUCAUACUGAUCGCUUACAAUCAUAAUGAUCGCUAUCGUCAUCAUAUCACUGCACUGAUUUAUAUACUUUUAGUAUUGGCAUUGGCAUUCACCAUACUACUCAUCGCGUCAAUGAUAUUUAUUAGCUUGACGCAGUUUUACUCUCCAGGAAGAUUUGUAGAUGAAACAAGAUAUUUAUAUGUCCAUCAAGGCUUUGGUCUAUAUAUGGCCGACAUUGCCACGGUCUUAUCUGUCCUCAUCUUAAUAUUGAUCAUUAUAACCAUCAUAUGGCGAAAAUACAUCGAAAUCCAACGAUUAGAGGCUGAGAAAGAACUGCUGAGGCAAAUAUCCGAUGAAAACUAUCGUCCAGGAUGGUAUAAAAUAAAACUAGCACCAACACCUAAAACACCGUUUCCAACAUCUGACACACCACCUCCGUACGAAGCCGUGCAAAAGCAAACUGUCAGCUAUAACAACAGUUAA
Didymodactylos carnosus is the source of this 819-nucleotide messenger RNA. NCBI's taxonomy places the organism in Eukaryota, Metazoa, Rotifera, Eurotatoria, Philodinida, Philodinidae. The record is from the annotation of a GenBank genome assembly.